UUUCUUUUUCAGCUGUAAACGUUAUGGGGCUAAUGAUAUGUCUUUAUUUUAUUGUCCAGAGAUCAUGUACCACUGUCCUGAUAGUCUUGGUGGCGGUGAUAGCCUUGGGUCUCCAUCAAUCAGCGCCAAAAACUGGCUGGCUUGACCGUCUAGUGCAAUACCACAAGGAAAGGUUCAUCAACGAACUUAGAAAGGUGAAAUCCUAUACACCUAAUACUGCCAGCACAACCAUCGAAUCUACUCCAUUUAACGCAACUCUAUUACCCAGACCAUCUGGAUUCGUGGAUUCAGGUGAAUGGAAUUUUGACUCAGUGAUGAGACUUAUGAUUAUGUUGAAGUCUAGUGAAGCAGCCAAACCUACCCUCAGAACCUUGAGACGCAUGCUCCAACCCACACGACGUAUAAUGAUGUCCAUGAAGGAAAGCAUGAAAAAGUUCCCGGGAUUGAAUGCAGAAUCCAACGACAUUUACUAUGAGAUUGAGUAUACGAGUCAAGAGGACUCUGUGCCCGCACCAGAACCGCCCCCAGAAGAUCAAGUAGUAGUGGUGGUGUCCAACCCCGUCGAGGCUCGUUUACCAAGUACCCGCAUCAGCGUACAACUUCUUAGAGAAAUAUUGAUAGCUCGUGCACGAGCAGCAAGGCAGAUGCCGACCACGAAACCGCCCGUCAUUCCAUGGAAACCUAUGAAAUCAACUACUACGACCGCGAAGCCUGCUUCACAAGCAUCAUCAUCAGCACCAGGUGAACCAACACCACAACCAGAAGGAGAAACAUCACCAGAAGGAGAAGGAGAAUCAACGACAGAAUCAGAAUCAGAAUCAACGACAGAAUCAAAAUCAGAAUCAACGACAGAAUCUAACUCAACGACAGAAUCAAACUCAACGACAGAAUCAGAACCAACGACAUAAAAAGCUGGAACAUAAUAACGGUAUAGGAUUGUGUCCACACAAUAAAACAAUAUUUAUUUACAGUAUCAGUAGUUUCAAGAGUAAUUAACAAUUGUAAACAAGACCUUAAAAUUCAACACAGAACCUAUCAGCUGAAAAUAUUGUUUUUGUUUGCAAAAACUAUAACUGAAGUAACACAAACUACAAAAAUUGAGUUGAAAGAGAGGACCGAGUAGACUACAAUACUCUAUGCAAGUUUUUAAUGCAGACUAGACUAAGAUUACACCUAAACCGAAUAUAGGAUAUAUUCAUAAUUUUGGUUUUUGGGUAAGUACA
Molecule: messenger RNA, 1223 nt
Organism: Spodoptera litura
Lineage: Eukaryota; Metazoa; Arthropoda; Insecta; Lepidoptera; Noctuidae
Source: RefSeq, a predicted model, not a curated record